AUGUUCCGCCUAAUGAUGCUGCUUGGGGGUCUCAGUGGCUUGCUAGCGUCAAGACCUGGUUCUCAAAACUCAUUUCUACAAAUUAUAUUUCCAGAGAAAAUCCAAGCAAAUACAAGUGAUAAUUCAGAAAUAGAAGACGAACAGAUAUCCUAUAUUAUUCCAAUUGAUGAGAAACCAUAUACUGUGCACCUUAAGCAAAGAAUUUUUUUAGCAGAUAAUUUUAUGGUUUAUUUGUAUAAUCAAGGAUCUGUGAAUUCUUAUUCUUCAAAUAUUCAGGCUCAGUGCUACUACCAGGGACAUGUUGAAGGAUAUCCAAGUUCUGUUGUUGCACUUAGCACGUGCUCUGGACUGAGAGGAAUACUGCAAUUUGAAAAUGUUUCUUAUGGAAUCGAGCCUCUGGAGUCUACAGUUGAAUUUCAGCAUCUUCUUUAUAAAUUAAGGAAUGAAAACAAUGAAUUUGCUGUUCUUACUGAAAAUAACCGAGGCAUAGAACAAAACCCAAUGAACUAUAAUAUUUUUAUCAGUGAAAAAUCAGAAUCAACUGUUCCAGAUUUAAUUCCUCUUUAUCUAGAAGUACAUAUUGUGGUGGACAAAGUUUUGUAUGAUUACUUGGGCUCUGAUAGCAUGAUAGUAACAAAUAAAGUCAUCGAAAUUAUUGGCCUUGUAAAUUCAAUGUUUUCCCAAUUUAAAGUUACUGUUGUGCUGUCAUCAUUGGAGUUGUGGUCAGAUAAAAAUAAGAUUUCUACAGUUGGUGAGGCGGAUGAAUUAUUGAGUAGAUUCUUAGAAUGGAAAAAGUCCUAUCUUACCCUAAGGCCUCAUGAUAUUGCAUAUCUAUUCAUCUAUAGAGAUCAUCCAGAUUAUGUGGGAGCAACGUUUCCUAGAAAGAUGUGUGUUACCCAUUAUUCUGCAGGAAUUGCUUUGUAUCCCAAGGAGAUAACUUUGGAAGCAUUUUCAGUUAUUGUCACCCAGAUGCUGGGAAUCAGUCUGGGAAUAUCAUAUGAUGACCCAAAGAAAUGUCAGUGUUCAGGAGCAAUCUGUAUAAUGAAUCCAGAAGCUAUGCAAUCCAGUGGUGUGAAGACAUUUAGCAGUUGCAGUUUGAGUGACUUUGAAAAUUUCAUUUCAAAAAUGGGUGUCAAAUGUCUUCAAAAUAAGCCACAAAUGCAAUCGCCUCCAACAUCAAUUUGUGGUAACCGCAGAGUAGAGGGAAAUGAAGACUGUGACUGUGGUACUGAGGAACUUGCAGAAGCAGGUGUUGAAUGUAGGCGCAGAGUGAAUGCUGAAUGUGAUCUUGCUGAGGUUUGUGAUGGAGUCUCACCAGAGUGUCCACCUGAUAUAACUAUGCUCAAUGGAAAUUUAUGUAAAGGAGGACAACAUGUAUGUCAUAGUGGAGACUGCCAAGAUCCUGAUGCACGUUGUGCAUCCCUAUUUGGAAAAGGUUCAAGAAGUGCUCCAUUUGCCUGCUAUGAAGAAAUACAAAAUCAUAAUGAUAGGUUUGGGAACUGCGGUAAGAGAGGAGGCAGAUAUAUAUUCUGUGGAUGGAGGAAUCUUGCAUGUGGAAAAUUAACUUGUACCUACCCUUAUUCAAGUCCUUACCAUCAAGAAAAUGGUGCUGUGAUUUAUGCUUUUGUACGAGAUACCGUAUGUGUAACUAUAGACUACCAAGGGCGUGAUCCAGAUCCAUUGUUGGCCCGUAGUGGCGCUGAUUGUGAUAAUGGGAGGAUAUGUAUAAAUUCAGUAUGUGUAGAAUCAAGGAUACUUAAGGGAGAAGCACUAACUUGUUCACAACGGUGCAGUGGACAUGGAGUGUGCACUUCCAAUUUGACAUGCCAUUGUACUGAUGGCUACAGGCCUCCAAAUUGCGCAAGACGUGCCAGAGAAUCUUCUAGAUUGCCUGGGAAACAGGGUUUAAUCAUGGAAAGAGCUUUUAGGAAGGCUGAAAAAAAACGGUGGUUUCUAGGUCUCUACAUUGCUUUACCUGUUCUCAUCGUAGCAACCAUAAUAGCUGUUUCAUGGAAUAAUUUGAAAAAGUUGUUCACCAAGGAAGAGGAGUCACUAAGUAGCGAAUCAGAAGGCAGCACUCACACAUAUGCCAGCAGAUCCAGAUCAGAAAGCAGCAGCCGAACAGAGACUGUUAG
Messenger RNA from Ceratotherium simum simum (southern white rhinoceros), 2135 nucleotides. Lineage: Eukaryota; Metazoa; Chordata; Mammalia; Perissodactyla; Rhinocerotidae. The record is from RefSeq and is a predicted model, not a curated record.